CGCACUACUACGUUGACAACAUGGCGUCGUCGGAUGUCCACGUCCGAAUAUGUGAGCAAGAAAUCCUGAAAUAUGAUCUGGAAAUCAAGGCUCUCAUCCAGGAUAUCACAGAGUGCACUGGGCCUCAAAGCAAGCUGACAGAAAUAAAUGCAGAAGUGAAAAAGAGUUUCCACAACCUCAGACUUCGCAUUCAGGACUUGGAUCAGAUGGCCAUGGAGCAGGACAAAGAGUCGGAGAAGCAGAACCUGGUCAGUCGUAUAGAAGGACACAAAAAACAGAUGCAAAGUAACCAGACUGCCUGGAGAAAAGCCAACCUGGCCAGCAAACUGUCCAUCGACAACAUGGAGAAGCAGGAACUUCUUAAAGGAGCCGAUAGCGCUGUGAGACAGAGGAAGAUGACCAAAGAGGACUUGGCCCAGACCUCCAGUAGCAUCACAGAAAAUCUCAUGAGCAUCAGCAGAAUGAUGGCCCAGCAGGUCCAGCAGAGCGAGGAGACCAUCACGUCUCUCGCGACUUCCUCACGGACGGUCCAGGAGACGAAUGACGAGUUUAAGACCAUGGCAGGGACCAUCCAGCUCGGGAGGAAGCUCAUCACCAAGUACAACCGCAGGGAGCUCACCGACAAGCUGCUCAUCUUCCUGGCCCUGGCUCUGUUCCUCGCCACGGUGCUGUACAUCCUGAAGAAGAGACUCUUCCCCUUCCUGUAG
Messenger RNA from Salarias fasciatus (jewelled blenny), 707 nucleotides. RefSeq names its product BCL2 interacting protein 1a (gene bnip1a). Bases 21 to 707 code for a protein of 228 amino acids. Gene Ontology annotation, cellular component: SNARE complex; endoplasmic reticulum. The record is from RefSeq and is a predicted model, not a curated record. Gene Ontology annotation, molecular function: SNAP receptor activity. Gene Ontology annotation, biological process: retrograde vesicle-mediated transport, Golgi to endoplasmic reticulum. NCBI's taxonomy places the organism in Eukaryota, Metazoa, Chordata, Actinopteri, Blenniiformes, Blenniidae. The transcript is spliced from 6 exons.